AAAACUACUUCAGAAGUAUUUCCUGAGAACAACGCUUUCAUUUUAACUGACUGAAUAACAAGUCAGAUGAGGGUUUAGAUAACUGACUGUCAUUCCUCUCUUUCUUCUAGAAGUGAAAGAGAUUUCAGAUCUGCUGUUCAACACAACACUUCAGAGGAAGCUGAAAGAUCUACACGUAUAAUCUGAGUCCAACAGCAGUGAGUCGGUGAAGGACGAUGGCACUUUUCAAUGCACAAUAUCAGAAUUGUGACACAGAAGAUGCGCCUGAAAAAGAAAAUGUGAAACUCAAAGAAGUCCAGAAGAGCAGCAGUGCUCACCCUGAAGUCAGUGUGAAUGCUGAGACGGGAGGAACUGUAAAUGCUCCUGUACUCGCUGGAAACAUCAUUAAAGGCUCAGUGAUCAUCACCAACUACAGCACUGCAGGACACGAGUCACAAAAAAUCACAGAGACAGCAGAGAAACACACUAAAAAACAAGCAGAUUUGAUUCUGAAAAGCUUCUUGGAAAUUCACAAAUGCAACAUGAAGAAGAAAGCAGAACAUAUUUUUGAGGGCAAAGAAAAAGCGCAUCUCCGGGAUUUUUACACAGAGCUCUUCAUCACAGAGGGAGAUAUGAAAGAGGUUCAUCAGGAACAUGAGAUUCUGAAGAUUGAUGAUGCUUUCAACAAGAACAAACAAACACAGGACAAACCAAUCAAAUGCAAUGAUAUAUUUACAUUAUUAAGGGAAAACAAAUCAACAGAAAAAAUUGUGCUGACCAAGGGAGUCGCUGGAAUUGGAAAAACUGUCUCUGUGCACAAGUUCAUCCUGGACUGGGCAGAAGGAGAAGCCAAUCAGGAUAUACACUGUGUGUUCCUGCUUCCAUUCAGAGAGAUUAACUCGAUGAGAAAUGAAGAUUUCAGUCUCCAUGAGUUUCUGCUGGAAUUUUAUCCUGAACUAGAAGACCUGGAGAAAACCAACUUAUAUAAGGAAAGCAAUAUAGUGUUUAUAUUUGAUGGACUUGAUGAGAGUCGCCUGGCUUUUAAUUUUAAAAGUAGAACAUCACCAAGAGCCAUUGUUCAGGAAAGAUCAUCAGUAGAUAUGCUGUUCACAGGUCUGGUCAAAGGUCAGCUGCUUCCAUCAGCUCUGGUCUGGGUGACAUCACGACCAGCAGCAGCCAAUCAGAUUCCUCCUCAGUAUGUGGGUUUGUUCACAGAGGUGCGAGGAUUCACUGACAGACAGAAGGAAGAGUACUUCAGAAAGAGAAUCACAGAUGAGAGUCUGGCUGAAAGAAUCAUCUCACACAUUAAGAUGUCUCGUAGUCUCUACAUCAUGUGCCACAUCCCUGUGUUCUGCUGGAUCACAGCCACAGUACUUCAGAAUAUUCUCAUCAAGAACAGUGAAGAAAACAUCAACACAACACUCACUGAAAUGUACAUCCACUUCCUGCUGAUACAGAUGAACAUCAAAAACCAGAAAUAUGAUGAACAAGAAGAAAGAGAAUCUACAAAGAACUUAGGCUCAAAUAGAGAAGUGAUUAGAAAAUUAGCCAAACUGGCAUUUGAACAGCUGAAGAAGGAAAACAUUGUGUUUUAUGAGAAAGAUCUGUCAGCAUGUGGUAUUAUUGUGAGUAAAGACACUGAGUUUACAGGAAUGAUCGCUGAGAUCUUUAAGAAGGAAGAUGGACUUCAUGAGAAGAAAGUCUUCUCCUUUGUGCAUCUGAGUGUUCAAGAGUUCCUCGCUGCAGUGCAUGUGUUCAUCUGUUACCUGGAGAAGAACAUGCAGGAGCUCCAGUUUUUCUCUUAUAACCCCAAGGAAAAUAUCACAUUACAGGAGCUAAUGCUGACAGCUGUCAAUAAAGCCAUGCAGAGUCAGAGAGGACAUCUGGACCUGUUCCUGCGGUUUCUGAUGGGCAUUACACUGGAAUCCAGUCAAGACCUGCUCCAAGGUCUGAUCACACACACUGAAGACACCACAGAGAGCAUGAGAAUAACAACUCAAUACAUUAAACAAGAGCUAAACAGGAAUAUCUCAGAUGAAGCUUCAGUCAACCUGUUCUACUGCUUACUUGAGCUCAAAGAUCAUUCAUUGUAUGAUGAAAUCCAGAGAUACCUCAGUUCAGAUGAACAUCCAGGAAGAAAACUCUCAUCUUCAAUGUGUUCAGUGCUGAUCUACAUACUGCUGAUGUCAGAGAAGGAGCUGGAGGAGUUCAACCCAAAGAGGUUCACAUCAACUUCAAACUACAAGAGACUCGUUCCAGCUAUGAGAUGCUGCAGAAAAGCCUUAUUUAACAGCUGUGGUCUUGAUAAAACAUGCUGUGAAAGUAUAUCUUUAGCUCUCCAAUCUUCAGACUCACAUCUGAGAGAGCUGGACCUGAGUAUCAAUGACCUGCAGGAUUCAGGAGUGAAGGUGCUGUAUGAUGGACUGAAGAGUUCACACUGUCAGCUGGAGAUACUGAGACUUUCCUUAUGUAAUCUCACUGCUGAGUCCUGUGAGAGUUUGUCAUCAGUUUUACAGUCCUCAUCCUCCUGUCUGAGAGAGCUGGACCUGAGUAACAAUGACCUGCAGGAUUCAGGUGUGAAGCUGCUUUCUGAUGGACUGAAGACAAACUGUCAGCUGGAGAUACUGAGACUUUCCUCAUGUAAUCUCACUGCUGAGUCCUGUGAGAGUUUGUCAUCAGUUUUACAGUCCUCAUCCUCCCGUAUGAGAGAGCUGGACCUGAGUAACAAUGACCUGCAGGAUACAGGUGUGAAGCUGCUUUCUGAUGGACUGAAGACAAACUGUCAGCUGCAGAUACUGAGGUUGUCUGGCUGUAUGGUGACAGAGGAAGGCUGUGGUUAUUUGUCAAGUUCAAACCCCUCACAUCUGAGAGAGCUGGAUCUGAGCUACAAUCACCCAGGAGAUCCAGGAGUGAAGAUUCUCAAGAAUCUGGACAAACUCAAACUCAAUGUGGAUCAUGGAGGAGAACACAGAAUUACAGCAGGACUACACAAAUUUCACCAAGCUUUUCACCAAUUCACAUCUCCAAAUACAGAAGACCAGACAAACAGGCUGGAGGAUAAACAAUGUUAAAUAUAUUCCUAAUAUAAUUAUUUGCAACUCUAUUUUGUAUAAUAUUUGUAUUACCAAUAAAGAUUUUGAUCUCUUCAAAAGUCAAAUCUUUCUCAUGUGAUGCGUUUCUAAGAAGAAACAUAACUGUUUGAGGGAUUGCAUCCAUUACCACUGCAAAUUCCUUAUAAUUUUUGAAUAAAUGUAAAAUAGCAGUUAAACCUAUGUUAAUAACUCCAUCAUUGUUUAGGAGCUGGCUAACUGCUAUAAUAUUGUUUUCAAACCAGUAAUCAAAAUAUAAAGAUUUAUUCAUUGUAUUCGAUGUCCUUGUUGUUCCAAAUAUAGUGCCUCCUUGGUGAGAAAUUAUGUUUGUAGACCAGAGCCAUAAGAGCUUGCUUAUUAAAUUUUGCUUCUCCGGUAUUUCUUCAAUUUAAUAAUUGCACUUCAACAAAAAUUCGAGGUCAACCAAUAGCUUGAACAAAUAGUUGAGAAAGGAACUCCAAAUACUGUCUUUAUUUUUCAAAUAUUGCAUAAACCAAUUUAUUUUAAAUACAUCGUUUAACGUGUCAUAACUCAACACCUCUAGACCACCAUAAUCUUUGGAGUUAAAUAACAUUUGUUUUCUCAGGUAAUGAGGCUUGUUUAUCCAGAUGAAAUCAAGAAGUAUUUUAUCCAGUUCCUUGGUAACUUUAGGAGGAAUAUCCAGUGAUGAGGAUGUAUAGACUGAUCUGGGAAUACCUUCAGCUUUUGACAGAAGUACCCAUCUCUGAAUAGACAAAUCCCUUUGCAACCACAUAUUACACCUCUUACUAGUUUUAGUAAUAAUUAGUGUGAAAUUUAAAUCAUUACGCAAAAAUUCAUCUUUACAUAUAACAACUCCCAGAUAUGUUACUUGGUUUUUAAUUGGAAUAUUAUGGAAAUUAUCUAAAAAACCUUUGUUGAGAGGAAACAGAACUGAUUUAUUCAUAUUCAUUCUCAACCCUGAUACUUCUGAAAAUACUUUUAUACAGUUCACUGCUUUAAUGAUUUCAUGCGAAUCUUUCACAAAUAAGGUAGUCAUCGGCAAACUGACACAACUUAAAUGUUCUCCCUAAUGCAGCAAUUACUUGAAAAUAUUUUUUUUAUAUGAUUUUAAAGCGUCUGCUAAAUGAAUAAAUGUUAAUGUGAAGGGCCAUUAUUUGUGUUGCUAACAAAAUCAAAAAGGUGAGAUCGGACACCUGUGCCUUAUUCCUCUACCAAUAUUAAAUCUGCCAGAAGUGCCUCUGGCUAAUUUGACAGGACUGCUACAUCCUUUAUAUAAGGUUUUGAUAGCAUUUUGAAAAUAACUACCAAAGCCAAAAAAUUUAAUUGCUCUGAAUAAAAAAUGAUGUUCUAUGGUAACAAAUGCCUUGUGAAAAUCAAUUAACAAAAUAAAACUAUCAUCUAAAAUAUAUUCACUGUAGUCUAUCAUAUCUUGAAUCAAUCUAAUAUUAUUACUAAUGUCUUCUUGAAUAAAUCGUGUCUGUUCCUCAUCUAUGAUACUUUUUAAUCCUUAUCAGACUUUUGGCAAAAAUUAGAGCAAAUAAUUUGGCAUCAUUAUUUAAUAGACCAAUGGGUCUCCAAUUUUCUAAAUGAAGAAUAUUUUUGUUUGGCUUUGGGAUUAAUGUAAUAACACCUUGUCUUAAAGAGACGGGUAAUUCCCCUUUUUGAUGGAUUCUAUGAACACUGCUAGUAAAAGGGAGCUAAAUUGUCUCGAAAGAUUUGAUAAAACUCACUAACAAGCCCAUCAUUACCUGGAGAACGAUUAUCUUUAAGGUUACCAAUACAUUCUAGAACCUCCUCCAGUUUUAAAUCAUCAUCACAACACAACUUCAUGUGAUAUUAGGAAAACAUCAACAUGUGAUUGUUUAGAAUAAUCUUUGUUAUUCCAUGUACACAUCCUUGUGUCUGGGUUUGAGACGCCAGAUGUCAACUAAACUCAAACGGGUACACAUUUUUAAUUUCACAAUGAGUUUCAUUGCUUCUUGAUGGCCAUCGAUCUAAAUCUUCAUCAAAUACACUAUUAAAAUCACCUCCCCAUACAAUAUUCACCAAGGGAAACUUAUUCUUAAUUUGUUACAGUUUAGUUUCUUUCUUCUUAAAUAUUACCAUUCUAGCUAAAUUAUCAAUUUCAUGGUUUAGGACCUGACCUUUGAAGUUUCCUCACUGUAAAACCCGACAAGUAAACUGAACUCAAACCGUUUGAGUAAACAGAU
Molecule: messenger RNA, 5260 nt
Organism: Carassius gibelio (silver crucian carp)
Lineage: Eukaryota; Metazoa; Chordata; Actinopteri; Cypriniformes; Cyprinidae
Product: NACHT, LRR and PYD domains-containing protein 12
Exons: 11
Coding region: 216-3050 (944 amino acids)
Molecular function (GO): protein binding
Source: RefSeq, a predicted model, not a curated record